CACGACAUGAAAAUGUGAAGCUUCCUCUAUUCAUCUUAGGACAACAAGACAAUGUACAAACAGAAAGACAGGGGAAUGAAGUUUCCCCUCUAUUCUCUAAAGGGGCAUGGAAAAUUCUCUUUUGGGCAGCUUCAAAGCAGAUGAGUAUGAAAAAGCAGAAAGCAGAUGCACAUGUUUCAAUUUUAUGAAGUAUUGGAAAGAUUUACUAGACUUUGCUAGUAAAGCAUGGGAAAUGGGCCGCUCUGAUCCCAGGAAAGUCAUCUUUGCAAUAAAAAUGGGACUGGCUUUGUCCAUUGUUUCUCUGCUAAUAUUUUGGAAAAAAUCAUAUCAUGACAUUGGUCAGUACUCAAUCUGGGCUAUCCUCACGGUCAUUGUGAUGUUCGAGUUUAGCAUAGGAGGGACUUUCAUUAAGGGAUUCAAUCGGGGGUUGGGAACAUUGUUUGCUGGAAUACUUGCCUUCUGCUUUGCUGAGCUAUCUUUACUGGCUGCAAACUUGGAAGAAGUUGUAAUUGUUAUGAGCAUUUUCAUCGUUGGAUUUUUCGCAUCUUACUUGAAGCUGUACCCAACAAUGAAGCCCUACGAGUACGGCUUUCGGGUUUUUGUGUUGACAUAUUGUAUCCUCAUGGUUGCUGGGAACAGAACAAGGGAAUAUAAUGAGGCAGUUGCGACUCGAUUGGUGCUUAUUGCAGUGGGUGCUGCUGUUUGUUUGGUUGUGAAUAUAUGCAUAUACCCCAUAUGGUCAGGAGAGGAUCUGCAUAACUUGGUAGUGAAAAAUUUCAAGGGGGUUGCGGCUUCAUUAGAGGGCUGUGUUAAUGGGUACUUGAAGUGUACUGAAUAUGAGAGGAUCCCAUCAAAAAUUCUUACAUACCAAGCUGCAGAUGAUCCGCUAUACAAGGGCUACCGAUCCGCGGUAGAAUCUACGAGCCAAGAAGAAACUCUGUUGGGCUUUGCAAUCUGGGAACCACCUCAUGGGCGUUACAGAAUGUUGAAAUAUCCUUGGAUAAAUUUUGUCAAACUAAGUGGUGCACUGAGGCAUUGUGCAUUUAUGGUUAUGGCUCUACAUGGAUGCAUUCUUUCCGAAAUACAGGCCCCAGCAGAAAAGAGGCAGGUCUUUUGUAGCGAGCUCCAGCGGGUAGGAGCAGAAGGUGCAAAAGUCUUGCGAGAACUUGGAAAGAAAGUAGAGAAGAUGGAAAAGCUAGGCCCCGGCGACAUACUCAAAGAUGUGCACGAGGCAGCGGAGCAUUUACAGAAGAAGAUAGACCAAAAAUCGUACCUUCUGGUCAACUCAGAGAGGUGGGAAAUUGGAAGACGGCCUAAAGAGCUAGAAGACGACCCUCAAAGGCUUUUGGAUGCUAAGGAACUUGAUAAUAUGCAAUUGGGUUUUAAGUCCUUAAGUGAAACUGUGCUUGACCUGAGGCCAGUUACAACAGCAUGCACACCUUGUGCACCACAAAGUGCUUCAUCAGACAACAUGUUUAGGGAUCAAGCAUCUUGGCCCUUGCCUCUCUCAUUUGGUGGCCAUGGAGUCAUUAAUGAAGAUGAUUGCAGAACAUACGAAAGCGCAAGCGCCCUGUCCUUGGCCACAUUCGCAUCGCUUCUGAUCGAGCUUGUUGCCCGGCUCCAAAAUGUGGUUGACACCUUCCAAGAACUUGGGGAGAAAGCAGACUUUAAGGUGCCUGUUCUUAAUGCACCGCCUACAAAGAAAUCUGGGAUUUGGCCAUGGUAGCGGCAGAUUUGGGGUUUCAGGUACAAAACUUGAGAUGGGUUGGGUGUUUAAUUCAAACUACCGGCUUCCAUUUUCAUCAUCAUAUUCUUCCAAUUACUGGGUGAAGCUUCUGAAAAUCUUGUGGCAUUCGAUUGUGUUAUUACUUCAACCUAAUGGGAAACGUUAUUGAAGUUGGGCUGAAUGCUUAUUUUAUAUAGCAGAAAAUUCCAAUCUUGAAAAUAUAAGAUCCUAAUUCCAAAACAUUCAUGCAGUUUGUUAACUAUAUUGAAAAUUGCUCGUUAAGUUCCUUUGUUUAAUACAUUUGAUUUGUAAGUU
Molecule: messenger RNA, 2041 nt
Organism: Prunus dulcis (almond)
Lineage: Eukaryota; Viridiplantae; Streptophyta; Magnoliopsida; Rosales; Rosaceae
Product: aluminum-activated malate transporter 9-like
Exons: 7
Coding region: 107-1726 (539 amino acids)
Biological process (GO): malate transport
Cellular component (GO): plant-type vacuole membrane
Source: RefSeq, a predicted model, not a curated record